AAUGCGCUGAUGGCAACAGAUAAGUAAAAAGUGAGCUCCUCGGACGCACGACAACACACCAACUGAAGUGGAAAGCGGCUCCUGUUCUGCUCCUUGUCCCAUUUCGGACACUGCGUACAAGGCGGUGCGGCUCCACACUGCAGCAGGACUGAACCACAGAGAAGAAGACGGUGAAGACAGUCUCGGCUUUGGCUUGUGCGUUAAGUUUGACUCGACGGCGGUUAUUUUUUUUUUUAUUUAUUUAUUUUUUUUACUCUUUAUGUCAUCAAAUACGUAUCUUACUUUCUAGUGUUUAUAGGUUAGUCUAUUAUUUUUGUUUACCACACCAAAGGCGACAUUUACCUAAUGACGGCAGAGAUCCAGCAGCCACCCGCUCACACUCCUGCUCAGAGCAGCCCCAUGUCUGCUCCGGAGAAGCCGCACGGACAGACGGCGGUCAUGGAAACCGCCUCCUCCACCACGAAAACCAAAAAAACAAACGCAGGGAUCCGUCGGCCAGAGAAGCCCCCAUAUUCAUACAUCGCUUUAAUAGUCAUGGCGAUCCAAAGCUCUCCAACCAAGCGCCUGACGCUCAGUGAAAUCUACCAGUUCCUGCAGAGCCGCUUCCCGUUUUUCAGAGGCUCGUACCAGGGAUGGAAGAACUCCGUGCGUCACAACUUGUCUCUGAACGAGUGCUUCAUAAAGCUGCCAAAGGGCCUCGGGCGGCCCGGGAAGGGCCACUACUGGACUAUCGACCCGGCAAGUGAGUUUAUGUUCGAGGAAGGCUCCUUCAGAAGGAGACCGAGGGGUUUUAGGCGCAAGUGCCAGGCGCUGAAACCCAUGUACAGCAUGAUGAACGGCCUGGGAUUCAACCACAUCCCAGAGUCCUACAACUUCCAGGGGAGCGGCGGGGGCCUGUCCUGUGCGCCCAACAGCUUGUCUCUGGACAGUGGGAUUGGGAUGAUGAAUGGACACUUGGCAGGUAACAUGGAGGGGAUGGGUCUGUCUGGUCACUCCAUGUCACACUUGUCGGCCAACAGUGGACAUUCCUACAUGGGAAGUUGUACAGGAUCCACUGGGAAUGACUAUCCCCACCACGACAAUUCUGCCUCCCCUCUGCUCACCAGCGGGGGAGUCAUGGAGCCUCACCCCGUCUACUCGAGCUCAGCCUCGGCGUGGGCUCCUGCUCCCACGGCCUCGUUGAAUAACGGGGCUUCUUACAUUAAGCAGCAGCCUCUGUCUCCUUGUAACCCAGGGGCGAACUCGCUGCAGCCGAGUUUGCCCACACAUUCCCUGGAGCAGCCGUACCUGCACCAGAACGGACACAGCACCACAGAUUUACAAGGUAUUCCGCGGUACCAUUCCCAGUCUCCAAGCAUGUGCGACCGAAAGGAGUUCGUGUUCUCGUUCAACGCCAUGACGUCCUCGGCGAUGCACUCACCGAGCAGCAGCUCCUAUUACCACCACCAGCAGGUCUCCUACCAGGACAUCAAGCCGUGCGUCAUGUGAUGCCUCCGCGGACAGCGUGUGUGUGUCGCGCAAAGCAGCGGCUCGGUGACGCCACCAGACCCGAGUGAAUUGAACUGAAGUGAACUGAAAUGAAGAUGAGAAGCAAAUAAAUAAAAAUUUAAAAAAAAACAAAAACAAAAAAAACAACCACUGAGAGACACAGCUGAGGCGUGACGCGUCCCGGGGCCUGGACAGGAAAACCGGACUAAACGUCUUUGUGCCGUUUUUUUACGCAGCGUCAAAGACUCGGACAACAGGCCAAUCACAUCGCAACCACGUAAUAACAAUAAUAAUAAUAAUAUAUAAUAAUGCAAAACUCGUUUGUUUUCCAUGCAGUCAACAUCGACCAGCGGGGUAAAGACUGGGCUGCUGUUUGGUACUUAGUCCUGCAGAGCGGAUGACUACAGCCUACCACUCCACACACACACUUUUUUUCUACAUGUUUAUUCUUCUUCAAAUAGGCCAAUGUAAAAAAGAAAAAAGAAAAAAAUGCACACUUACUUUCUCUAUGUCGAGUUUUUAACUUUCCUCUUUUUAUUUCUGACAAA
Messenger RNA from Solea senegalensis (Senegalese sole), 2036 nucleotides. RefSeq names its product forkhead box protein F1. Gene Ontology annotation, biological process: animal organ morphogenesis; regulation of transcription by RNA polymerase II. Gene Ontology annotation, cellular component: nucleus. Gene Ontology annotation, molecular function: DNA-binding transcription factor activity, RNA polymerase II-specific; RNA polymerase II cis-regulatory region sequence-specific DNA binding. Bases 346 to 1488 code for a protein of 380 amino acids. The record is from RefSeq and is a predicted model, not a curated record. NCBI's taxonomy places the organism in Eukaryota, Metazoa, Chordata, Actinopteri, Pleuronectiformes, Soleidae. The transcript has 2 exons.